CGGGGAAAUAGCACAACAGAUUGCGCUUUUAAACAGCCUACGCCGAUAUGUAUUCUUCAGUUUCUGGUGCAUUAAACGCGAAAUCAGAAACCAACACCCACUCGGUUAACGUCAAUAAUAAUCGGUAAGGAAUAUUCGCAGUGUGAGAUGGACGAGUCGUCUCUGUUGGAUCUGCUGGAGUGUUCCGUGUGUUUGGAGCGGCUGGACACUACAGCUAAAGUCCUGCCUUGCCAACACACCUUCUGUCGCCGCUGCUUGGAGAACAUAGUCAGCUCCAGAAACGAACUGAGAUGUCCCGAAUGUCGUAUCCUAGUCGGCUGUGAGGUGGACGACCUCCCCGCGAAUAUCUUGCUGGUCCGCCUGCUGGACGGGAUCAAACAGCGGCCACGGAAUGCAGGCAGUACCAGGCAGUCCCAGGUGGGGGGCGGAGAGUCAUUGGGUUGUGCAGCCGGGAUCAGCGCCUCUCCCCCGGGCAGUGGGAUCAGAGACCUGCCGGUGGCCACAAGGAGCUCCCCCGUCAAGAGUGUUCCGGCCCUGCCCUGUGGGAAGGCUCUCUACUCCUACGAGGGGAAGGAACCCGGAGACCUGCAGUUCGCUAAAGGUGACAUCAUCAUCCUGCGACGUAAAGUCGACGACAACUGGUACCACGGGGAGCUGAACGGUUGUCACGGUUUCCUUCCAGCUAGUUACAUCGUGUUGUUACGGCCGCUGAGCCAAACUCCACCAACAGGAAAGGCCCUGUAUGACUUUGAGGUCAAAGACAAAGACCAGGACAAAGACUGCCUGGCAUUCUCGAAGGAUGAGGUUCUGACAGUGAUCAGACGAGUGGAUGACAACUGGGCAGAGGGCAUGCUGGGAGAUAAGAUCGGGAUCUUCCCCAUCCUCUACGUAGAGCUAAAUGAAACAGCCAAACAGUUGAUGGAGAUUGACAAGCCGACACCCAAUCCCGUCCCUGGCCCCAGCUCUGACCCACCCCCCGGCCUCCCAUUGGGUCCCUGCUCCUCUGGCCCCUCCCCUAAGCCAUCCUCUCCAGGAAGCAGCAAUGGCGCCCUCCAGAGGCGAGGGGAGGAGAGGAGAGGAGGAGAGGAGAGGAGAGGAGGAGAGGGGAAGAAGAAUGCUAAGAAGCGCCACUCCUUCACAGCUCUGAGUGUGACGCAGCGGACAGCACAGCUCAACAACAGACACAGUAUGGAGAUCUCCCACCCUGUCCUCAUCAGCUCCUCUGACCCCAGGGCUGCUGCACGGAUACAGGACUCUCCCCCUGGUCCCUCUCCCUCCUCAGUAGGGGUUCUGGUUCCUCCCAGAGUGGCUUCAGUCACCUCAGAACUGCUGGCUCAAGCCAAGGUCCAACUACCACUCAACAUCUACCUGGCCCUGUAUGCGUAUAAACCCCAGAAGGCAGAUGAGUUGGAGCUGAGGAAAGGAGAGAUGUACCGCGUCACAGAGAAGUGUCAGGACGGGUGGUUUAAAGGAACCUCUCUACGCACCGCGGCUUCAGGUGUCUUCCCUGGAAACUACGUCACACCCGUGUCCAGAGCUCCGUUUGCGGUGGGUGGUUCGCGGAACUCCUGUCUCUCAGGGCAGGUGGGAGGGGCGGGACAGGGGAGUAAGGCAGCCUCCCCUUCCUCCCCCCAGUCUGCCGCUGCUCAGCUGAAGAACUGCCUUCGCUCUGGACAACAAACAGUUAACCAGGCCCGCUCUGCCAUGCAACUGGUCCACAGCCCGCCCGCCAGCAGCCCAGAGCGUCCCACAGCGGCCAUCUCUCCUCUCCGACGUCAGAACUCCUCCCCCUCGCGCUGCGCUGGCCAAUCGGCUCGCCCAAUUGCUGCCCUGCUCAAUGGAGAAUCAACCAAUCCCUUCCAGCCACCCUCACCUGGCCCCUCCCACAGCAACGCCCAGGGGGCAGUCCCCCCAAAACCAGAGAAGAAAGAGAAGAAAGGAGGUCUGCUAAAGCUUCUCUCGGGAGCCGCGGCCAAGAAGAAGUCAUCGCGCUCUCCCCCAUCCUCCCCCCCGACCCUCCCCCUGUCGGGUGCCGUCCUCCCACAUCACACCCGCUCUGGCUCCUGUCCAAUGGAAGCUCAGGGGCGUGCCGGGUCUUGUCCAAUUGAGAGUGAGAUGGUGGGGGCCAUGGGGUUAGAGCCUCUGCACAGGAAGUCAGGAUCCCUCGACCUCAACUUCCCCCGGUCGCCCCCGACGCCCCGCACCGGAAACGCACUGCUGGCCCUCCGGCCUGAACCCAAACCCCUGUCCAGAGAGAGGUAUCGUGUGGUUGUGCCCUACCCCCCUCAGAGCGAGGCAGAGAUCGAGCUGAGAGAGGGAGACGUGGUGUUUGUUCAUAAGAAGAGAGAAGAUGGCUGGUACAAAGGCACUCUGCAGAGGACUGGACGCACUGGGCUCUUCCCCGGCAGCUUCGUAGAAAUCUUCUGA
This is a messenger RNA of Salvelinus namaycush (lake trout), 2427 nucleotides long. Its product is annotated as E3 ubiquitin-protein ligase SH3RF3-like. Gene Ontology annotation, molecular function: metal ion binding; protein binding. The transcript has 10 exons. The coding region runs from base 148 to 2427 and encodes 759 amino acids. NCBI's taxonomy places the organism in Eukaryota, Metazoa, Chordata, Actinopteri, Salmoniformes, Salmonidae. The record is from RefSeq and is a predicted model, not a curated record.